AUGACAUUCCAUUCGGGUGGAUUGCAUACUGGUCAUUUUAUUAUUAAAUGUGAUCACCGCGCGAUAAGAAGUAUUAUUCGAAAUGAUUUUGUAGAUGAUAUUAUACUUGAUCCAAAAGAAAUUGCACGUGAAUAUAUGAAAACAUGGUUUAUUUUAGAUUUGAUUAGUUCAAUUCCAAUGGAUUAUGUGUUAUUCGCAUUCAAAUCCUAUGAACAAGGUGAACGAGCGGAACAUUUAGUACAAGCAGGUCGUGCAUUAAGAAUUUUACGGUUAGCCAAACUCUUGAGUUUAUUACGGCUCCUACGUCUUUCACGUUUAGUUCGUUAUAUAACACAAUGGGAAGAAUUUAUCAAUAUUGCAAGUAAAUUCAUGGGAAUAUGUAAUCUAGUACUAAUUAUGCUUAUAUUGGGUCAUUGGAAUGCAUGUUUACAAUUUCUUGUACCAAUGCUGAUGGAUUUUCCAGUUGAUAGUUGGGUUAGUAAAGCACGCCUACAAAAUGCUUAUUGGUUUGAACAAUAUACAUGGGCUUUGUUUAAAGCACUAUCACACAUGUUAUCGAUUGGUUAUGGACGUUAUCCUCCAAGUACACUGCCAGAAGCAUGGAUUACUAUUAUAAGUAUGAUGACAGGUGCUACAUGUUAUGCUCUAUUUGUUGGUCAUGCUGCAGCAUUAAUACAAUCUUUCGAUGCAUCUAAACGUAAAUAUCGAGAAAUGUUAAAACAAGUUGAAGAAUAUAUGGCUUAUAAAAAAUAUCCACGAGCAUUAAGACGACGUAUUGCCGGUUAUUAUGAGCAUCGAUAUAAGGGUAAAAUGUUCAAUGAGAAAGAAAUUUUAGCUGAACUAUCAGAAUGUUUAAGAGAACAAAUUAUAAAUUAUAAUUGUCGUGCCUUAGUAGCUUCUGUUCCAAUCUUUGCUAAUGCUGAUCAAAAUUUUGUAUCAGAAGUUAUUGUAAAAUUAAAACAAGAAGUAUUUCAACCCGGUGAUUUAAUUAUACGUGAAGGAACUUAUGGUACAAAAAUGUAUUUUAUUCAAGAGGGCAUAGUGAAUAUUAUUACUAAAGAUGGUAUACUAGCUACACGAUUAUCAGAUGGUUGUUAUUUUGGAGAAAUAUGCUUAUUAACAAAUGCACGACGUGUAGCUAGUGUAGAAGCAGAAACUUAUUGUACACUUUAUUCAUUGGACCAGAAAAAUUUCUACGAUGUUUUAGAAAAUUAUCCAGAAAUGAGAGUAACAUUGGAGAAAGUUGCUGCUGAACGUUUACAAUCCCUUGGUCGUAGGGCAUCAAUUAUUAUACAAGCUUCAAACAAUAAUAAAAUUGAACGAUCAGAUUAUGCACUGAAAAUGGCUGAUGAAGUCAUAAAACAUCAACAUAAUGCAACCAAUUCCACAAUAGAUAAUUGUUCUUCUAAUCAAUCAGAUAAAUUUUUACUGAAAAAUACACAAUCUUUAUCAUCUCCAACCGAUUGUCCUACAGUUGUUGUUUGUUCAGAAGAAACUAAUUUACAAGCUAAACAACUACAACAACAUAUAACAAAUCCCAAUAUUGUUCAAUCAAGUGAUUUGUUCAAUAUUCAUCAUCCCAGUAAAUAUUUUGAUCAACAGAAUAGAUUGAACAUGCAACAACAACAACAACAACAACAACAGCCUAUGAUUACUACAACACAUGUACAUUUAUCAAAUGAAUAUUAAAGUUCAAUUCAGAAAAAAUAUACACACAUAAUUAUUUAUUCCUACAUAUAAAUAUUUAUAUAUAUAUAUAUACACUACAUUUAUAUUUAUAUUAGUUGAAUGAUUCACUCAUCAAUAAUAAAUAUCAUUG
Molecule: messenger RNA, 1819 nt
Organism: Schistosoma turkestanicum
Lineage: Eukaryota; Metazoa; Platyhelminthes; Trematoda; Strigeidida; Schistosomatidae
Source: the annotation of a GenBank genome assembly